Molecule: messenger RNA, 429 nt
Organism: Drosophila takahashii
Lineage: Eukaryota; Metazoa; Arthropoda; Insecta; Diptera; Drosophilidae
Product: protein new-glue 3
Source: RefSeq, a predicted model, not a curated record
AGCAAUAUGAGUAACUCAUUGGUGAUAGUCGGCUGCCUGCUGGUGACCCUCUUCGUGGCCCAUCUCCCUGCUGGCCAGGCAGUCACCUGUGCCGACGAUCCCAGUGAUGCGGCCUGCAUCGAUUGCACGGACACUGCGAAUGCGAGCAACGCCGAGUGCACCGCCACCACGGUGGCUCCCGAUGCCGCGACACCCGCCGCCGAGGAAACCACCGCCGCCGAGACAACCACCGCUGCCACUGCCGCCGGAGACUCCACUACUGCCGCCUCCGCCACGGACACAACCACAGCGUCCUCGGCAUCGGGCACUUCCAGGAAAAGGGUCAAGAGGACCUUCAAGCGGAAGAUCAAGCGGGCCAACAAGAUCAAGAAGACGAGGCGCAGCAGGAACAGGAACAGGAACAACCGCAGCAGGAGUAACUCUGGUUAA